Messenger RNA from Esox lucius (northern pike), 2148 nucleotides. RefSeq names its product ankyrin repeat and MYND domain containing 2a (gene ankmy2a). The transcript has 10 exons. Gene Ontology annotation, molecular function: protein binding. The coding region runs from base 192 to 1472 and encodes 426 amino acids. NCBI's taxonomy places the organism in Eukaryota, Metazoa, Chordata, Actinopteri, Esociformes, Esocidae. The record is from RefSeq and is a predicted model, not a curated record.
UUGACGGACAGAUUCCUAAAACACAACGAGGAAAUUAGCUAGAAAUUAGCUAGUAAACACAUCCAGAUCUGUCAGUCGUCAGAAAACUCUAGGCAGAGGAACGUGCCAGCAUUGUUUGAUGAAGUGUCAAUCACAAUACUUCAUAUUUGUUAUAUUUCUUUGAUCUGUUUGGACAGAUAAUUGUAGCUAACAUGUCAGCACCGAAGAAGGGGGAUCUUUCUUCCACCGAGAAGGAGUUAUUCCAGGUUAUUGCUGCAGGAAAUGUUCAAGAGGCCUCAAGAUUAUUGGGCUGUAAGGAUGUCAGAGUCAACUGUUUGGAUGAGAAUGGAAUGACACCCCUCAUGCACGCUGCAUACAAGGGCAAGGCAGAUAUGUGCAAGCUGUUACUUCAACAUGGGGCAGAUGUGAACUGCAAUGAACAUGAGCAUGGCUACACAGCGCUGAUGUUCGCCGGGCUAUCGGGGAAAACCGAUAUCACCUGGAUGAUGUUGGAUGCAGGGGCAGAAACGGACGUGGUCAACUCUGUGGGACGAACGGCCUCUCAGAUGGCUGCGUUUGUCGGUCAGCAUGACUGUGUGACAGUGAUCAACAACUUCUUCUCCCGGGCAAGACUGGAGUAUUAUACUAAACCCCAGGGGCUUGAGAAGGAGCCCAAGCUUCCCCCCAAACUGGCUGGGCCCCUCCACAAGAUCAUCAUGAGCACCAACCUCAACCCUGUCAAGAUGGUGCUGUUGGUGAAGGAGAACCCGGUGCUGGCUGAGGUGGAGGCCCUGGAGAAGUGUCGGCGAGUGAUGGAGCUGAUCUGCGAGAAGUGUGUGAAGCAACAGGAUAUGAACGAAGUGCUUGCCAUGAAGAUGCACUACAUCAGCUGUGUGCUUCAGAAGUGUGCCUCCUUCCUAAAGGAGCGUGACGACAAGCUGGACGGACUUAUCAAGAGCCUGCUGAAGGGCCGGGAGAGCGACGGCUUCCCGCUGUUUCAGGAGAAGUUUAUCCGCGAGUGCAUCCGCAAGUUCCCCUUCUGCGACGCCACCCUGCUGCAGCAGCUGGUCCGAAGCAUCGCUCCUGUGGAGAUCGGUAGCGACCCUACAGCUCUGUCAGUUUUGACCCAGGCCAUCACAGGACAGGUGGGCUUCAUGGACGCAGAGUUCUGCACCACCUGUGGAGAGAAGGGUGCGGAGAAGAGGUGUUCCAUCUGCAAAAUGGUGAUAUACUGUGCCCCGACCUGCCAGAAACUGCACUGGUUCACCCAUAAGAAGGUCUGCAAGAAACUCCAGGAGCAGAGGGAAAAGAAUGAGGUGGAGUCGGCCAAGCUUAUGGAUAAACGUAGAAAAGAGCAGAGUGAGAUUGAGAAGGCCCAGGACUCCGUGCAGGACCUCUCGCUGGGACCCAAUGAAGACCAUCCACCCUCUACCACUGACAACCGAGCAGAUGCCUCCUGUCUUGACGCCAGCACCCCAGCCGCAAAACAAUGAGGGGGAACUGUGAGGGACCUCCAGCACAUACAACAUGUCUAUAUACCCAGCUGUCUCCCUACUCCAGGUCUGGACUGUUGUCGGAGGGAAGCCAGCCUCGGAAAGCCUGACAGAUAACCGUGGGCAGGCUAUGCAGGGGCUCCCACCAGCCAAUGGUCUGACCCCAUGGGAAAGGAUCCAUUAUUCAUCCAUGACCUGACAUUGUUUCCCACCAGAGCAGUGCAACACUUGCACUUGAGGAAGAAAGCCUGGGGUCAUGAGCGUCUAUGCUUUUUUAAAAUUCAAUGUAUUUAAUUUUUUUUCAUUAUUCGUAUUAAAUGUGAAAAUGUAUACUUAGAAUAAUGUAAUUAUGUUGAUGUUUUUUCUUAGAGAAAAAUGGAAAGGGCUUCAGGGAGUUUGAUGUAAAGUAUUGAUACAUUUCAUUAAUAUUCUAUUGGUUUGUGUCCUUUUAAGAUAAAUUUGAUGCCUUAAAAGAUGGUAGCAUUCAGUAAGUGUCCUAGUUAAUGGAUUGAUAAACAACCUUGUGUUUCCAAUCAUACAGUAAGUGGCUUGAAUUUCCAUUGUACCCCAAAAUAACUUGGCACACCCCACUAGCCACGUUGCCCAGUAGAUGUUACAUGUUUAAUACUGAUGUUUCAAUCAUGUCAAAUUACUGAAUAAAGCAACCUUCUCACCA